Molecule: messenger RNA, 6078 nt
Organism: Tripterygium wilfordii
Lineage: Eukaryota; Viridiplantae; Streptophyta; Magnoliopsida; Celastrales; Celastraceae
Product: formin-like protein 20
Exons: 17
Coding region: 567-5132 (1521 amino acids)
Source: RefSeq, a predicted model, not a curated record
AUAGGUUAGGGCCGUUUUCGCAAGUCUCGGUGUAGGAAAAAGCCUUGUCGGGUGUCGUCUCCUUCCGUGUGUGUCGUUUUGUGUUCAUAUUGGUGUCGUAAAACCCCACGUGUCGAGAUCCAUCGAUCGAUCCAUAAACGCAUUUUUCUUCUCUUUUGCAGGUAAAGGGAAGAAGGGGUCUUUGAGUACUCUCCGUCAUAGUCCACCUCUCUACUUGCUCUUGCUUUUCAAAGAGGGGAAAAAACCCUAAUUAACCCAAAUUUUCAUUCCUCGAAAUUUACUGUUAAUCCCCUCACAAUCCAUAAAAAGUGCAAUUUGGAUCUCUUAGUGUCACUUGUAAUCAAUUAAUUCUUUCCAAUUCGAGAUCAAUACAAUUCUCUCUGAUUUUCAAUUUUGACGGCGAAAAGUUGUUUGCAUUAUUGCUGAAGCUGUUCAAUUGGAGGCGUUGAUUGAAUUGGAGAAUUGCGGGAUCUAUGGUGUGUUUUAUGAGAUCGAAAUGAUCCGUUUGGUAGCGUGAACAAAAUUGAACGCUUUGGAUCCGAUCGGGGGAGAAACAGCGCCAUCUAAUGGCGCUGUUCCGACGCUUGUUUUACCGGAAGCCGCCGGAUCGGCUUCUCGAGAUCUCCGAGAGAGUCUACGUAUUUGACUGCUGUUUCUCCACUGAUGUCUUGGAAGAUGAUGAGUACAAAGGAUACAUGGGUGGGAUUGUAGCACAGCUGCAAGACCAUUUUCCAGAUGCUUCCUUCAUGGUCUUCAACUUUAGGGAAGGGGAGAAGCGGAGCCAAAUUUCAGACAUAUUGUCUCAGUAUGACAUGACAGUUAUGGAUUAUCCUCGGCAAUAUGAGGGGUGUCCUCUGCUUCCAUUGGAGAUGAUCCAUCACUUCCUUCGGUCUAGUGAAAGCUGGUUAUCCUUGGAGGGGCAGCAAAAUGUGCUUUUGAUGCACUGUGAAAGAGGAGGUUGGCCUGUACUUACUUUCAUGCUUGCAGGCCUUCUGUUAUACCGCAAACAGUAUAAUGGGGAGCUGAAGACUCUUGAGAUGGUCUACAAGCAAGCUCCUAGAGAACUUCUCCAUCUCUUAUCUCCUUUAAAUCCUCAACCUUCCCAGUUAAGAUAUCUUCAGUACAUCUCUAGAAGAAAUUUGGGUUCUGAUUGGCCUCCAUCAGAUACGCCUCUACUUUUAGAUUGUCUGAUCCUUAGAGUUCUUCCAUUGUUUGAUGGGGGCCGAGGUUGCAGACCAGUUGUCCGCAUUUAUGGUCAGGACCCCUCAAAACCUGCCAACAGAACUUCUAAGCUCCUAUUUUCAACUUCAAAGACAAAAAAACAUGUUCGUCACUACUUGCAGGCAGAGUGUAUGUUGGUGAAAAUAGAUAUCCAUUGCCGGGUCCAAGGCGAUGUUGUUCUUGAAUGUAUCCAUUUGGAUGAAGAUCUAGUACGCGAGGAGAUGAUGUUUCGAGUUAUGUUCCACACGGCAUUUGUGCGGGCAAAUAUCUUGAUACUCAGCCGUGAUGAAAUUGACACUCUAUGGGAUGCCAGGGACCAAUUUCCAAAGGACUUUAGAGCAGAGGUACUCUUUCUGGACGCUGAUGCUGUUGUGCCUAAUCUAACCACAGUCGUGACAAGUGAAGAUGCAAAUGAGACUGGAAGUGCUUCACCUGAGGAAUUUUUUGAGGUGGAAGAGAUAUUUAGCAAUGUGGUUGAUGCGCAGGAAGGAAAGGGGGACUUUGAAACUCUUAUGGUCCAGGGCAACGCUUCUGAUGAUGCUGAUUAUAAAGAAGUCUUGAAGGAGGAUGCGGAUCCUCACACAUUUGUAGAUUGUGCAUCAGAUGAUGGACAUCAGAAACAGUUUGGCAAUAUGAAUUCUGAUUCUGAACCAGUAAAGGAUAUUGCUGUGGAUGAUGUGAAAUAUAAGAUGGAAGAGAAAAUGGAUGUGGAUAUGGAUAUGGUGAAAGACAUUACCGUGGAUGAUGGGGACAUGAAGCGAGAGCCUGUGGUGACUGCCCCCAGUUUGCUAAGAAAUAUAAUAACCAAGGAAGUAACAGAAGAUCCAAGUGGAAAUCAAGACAAUGUUGUGCAGAACAAGUUAGAGUCAGGGGUUACUCAGCAAAAGUUGAGGGCGGAUGUUUGUAGGCCAAAACCAGAGAAAGUUGUGCUACCUUCUCCUAGGAAACAGAAAGCAGCAGCAGAUUCAAUUGUAGCCAAGCAAAAGAUUAAACAGCUAGAACAGCAGGGAACACAUGCAAAACUGGCAAAACCGAAUGUAGUAUCUCGGUGGAUUCCCCCUAACAAAGGCUCAUAUACCAAUUCGAUGCAUGUGUCGUAUCCACCUGCUAGAUAUAAUAGUGCACCGCCAGCUCUUGAUGCUAUUGCUUCUCCAAAAGAUUCUAAUACUUGUGUUCCUGUAAAGGCUUCUUCCGUCCCUGCUACUCCUGGAGAAGUGGUUUCUAGAGAUGCUGCAAACAAACCGUUAGGACAAAAAGAGGAGCUUCUGGAUCCAUCACACUCUGUCUCAGUGAUACCUGGUUCCUUUCCGGCUAAAGAAUCACCGUCUCUUGGACUGCAGCUAGUAGUGCCACCUCCUCCAGCUCCAGCUCCAGCUCCAGCUCCACCACAGGCUAACAGCUCUUCAUUGUAUACAUCUAAAUCCAGGUCUUCUUUACAACUUUCCCCACCUUGGCAGACAAGUCCAGCAGCUUCUCCUCCACCUUCUCAUCCACUUGGUAAUGAGGUCUCCACAUCUCUUUAUCCUCCACCUCCACCUCCACCUCCACCUCCACCUCCACCUCCACCUCCACCACCACCACCACCACCACCCCCCCCUCCUUUUCUUCCGCUUUCCACGUCGUUGAGUAGGCAGAAUAUUGAAGUGGGUUCACACCAAAAACCUCCACCUCCUCCGCCUCCACCCCCUCCUCCCCCUCCCCCUCCCCCUCCCCCUCCCCCUCCCCCUCCCCCAUCCAGUAGGCAACAUAUUGGGGCGUGGUUGCCCCCUCCACCCCCGUGGAAGCUUGUAUCUUCGACUACCCUUACCCCAAUGAAAGUUUCUCCUCAACCUGAACCUCCACCUCCAGCUUCCCCCUCUCCAUCAAUGAUUUCAUUAACAGUUUCAAAAGUUAGUGGAAUUGGAGUUCCUCAUUUACCAUCACCGCCGCCUCCUCCUCCUCCUCCUCCUCCUCUUUCAAGGAGUGUGGCUACACCUCUACCACCCCCACCCCCACCUCCCCCUCCACCUCCACCUCCACCUCCACCACCCCCUCUAACCCAUGGAUGUUGGACCCCGCCGCCACCACCACCACCACCACCACCACCUCCACUUUUGAUGCGUGGUGCUCCCCCUCAACGUCCUUCCUUACCUGUUGCGCCACCUCUUCCUCCCGGAGGUCGCAAGGCACCACCACCUCCACCGCCACCUCCUGGUGGUCGAGGGGCACCGCCUCCGCCACCUCCGCCACCUCUUCCUUCUGGAGGUCGUAUGGCCCCACCACCGCCUCCACCGUUGCCUCCUGGUGGUCGAGGGGCACCACCUCCACUACCUCCUCCUCCUCCUCCUCCUCCUCCUGGAGGUAACAAGGCACCACCAGCGCCUCCACUGCCGCCUCCUAGUGGUCGAGGGCCACCACCUCCGCCACCUCCUCCUGUGGGUCGUGGGGCACCACCUCCACCUCCUCCCCCUAUGGGUCGUGGGGCACCACCUCCGCCGCCGCCUCCUGGAGGUCGAGGGGGACCACCUCCACCUCCUCCUCCCAUGGGUCGUGGGGCUGGUCCUCCUGCUCCACCUAGACCUCCAGGUGGUGCACCUCCGCCACCACCAUUAGGUGCCAAAGGAGCUGCAACUGAUACAAGAGGAUUGCCUUCUGGAAGAGGGCGUGGGCUUUCACGUCCUUCAGGGAUGGGGCCAACUGCUACCGCACCCCGACGAUCUUCCUUGAAACCGUUGCAUUGGAGCAAAGUAACAAGAGCCCUGCAAGGGAGUUUAUGGGAAGAAUUGCAAAGGCUUGGAGAACCUCAAAUUGGGUCAGAUUUUGAUGUAUCCGAGCUGGAGAGUCUUUUCUCUGCAACAGUCCCAAAGUCUGCUGACUCAGGAAGCAAAGCUGGUGGUCGACGAAAGUCUGUUGGAUCAAAAACUGACAAAGUUCACCUGAUUGAUCUGAGGAGGGCAAAUAACACCGAAAUUAUGCUUACGAAAGUAAAGAUGCCGCUCCCUGAUAUGAUGGCUGCAGUUCUAGCAAUGGAUGAGUCGGUGUUAGAUGUUGAUCAAGUGGAAAAUCUCAUAAAAUUCUGUCCUACUAAGGAGGAAAUGGAACUUCUCAAGGGCUAUACUGGUGACAGGGAGAACCUUGGAAAGUGUGAACAGUACUUCUUGGAGCAGAUGAAAGUGCCACGAGUUGAGUCUAAAUUAAGGGUUUUCUCUUUCAAGAUUCAGUUCAGCUCUCAGAUUUCAGAAUUCAAGAAGAAUUUAAAUACUGUAAAUUCUGCAUGUGAAGAGGUACGAAAUUCUGUCAAACUGAAGGAAAUUAUGAAGAGAAUUCUUAUCUUGGGGAAUAAGUUGAACCAAGGAACUGCAAGGGGUUCCGCCAUUGGAUUUAAGUUGGACAGUCUAUUAAAACUCACUGAUACUCGUUCUUCUACCAGCAAGAUGACACUUAUGCAUUUUCUAUGCAAGAAACUUGCUGAUCAUUCACCAGAACUCCUAGAUUUUCACCUGGAUCUUGUUAGCCUCGAACCUGCAUCAAAGAUACAAUUAAAAUCUUUAGCAGAAGAAAUGCAAGCAAUAAUUAAGGGACUGGAGAAGGUCAAGCAGGAGCUUCAUGCCUCAGAAAAUGAUGGUCCCGUGUCCGAAGUUUUUCGAAAGACAUUGAAAGAAUUCAUUUUUGUUGCUGAGACAGAGGUGGCAUCUGUUACAAAUCUGUAUUCGGUGGUGGGUAGAAAUGCAGAUGCACUUGCGCUGUACUUUGGGGAGGAUCCUGCCCGUUGCCCAUUCGAGCAGGUUACAGCGACGCUCUUAAAUUUUGUGAGGUUGUUUAGGAAAGCACAUGAAGAAAAUGUCAAACAGGAUGAGUUGGAGAAGAAGAAAGCUGUGAAAGAGGCCGAAAUGGAGAAGGCCAAGGGAAUUAAUCUUACGAGAAAAGGGUGAAAUAGCAAAGUAGUUGAUGUUUUCCUUACCCUUCAAGGGCAAUUUAGCUUCUGGCAAACACGAGAUCUCUGCCACAGAUUUUAAACUGAAUGAUGGCUAAAUCACUGCUUUGUGGAUUAUUCAGAAGCAUUUGAUCAGUCAGUUGGACAUUCUCCACCAAUAGUGCAUUGACAGCCUUAAAUGACACUGGAUGAUCUUGGGCCCCGAGGACAUCAAACUAUUGAGAAGGCUUAAUAGCAUGUGAUUGACGGGCUUUUCUAUUGUCCGCCUUGGGUGGUUUCAGUUGCAGAUCAAGAACGAGGUUGGAUACCAGAUAUCAAAGGCGAAGAUCUGGCCCUUCAAGUGCUGUUUUCCGGAGAAAUUUCAUAAGUUUGGACCAGACGUUCAGUAUAGUUGGCAAUAUGGUUUCCACUUUCCAGCUUCCGCCGUUCACUUGGCUCAACUUUUUGUUGCCAGAGCAGAAGCUUUCGGGAUUGUAAAGUGCACAGAAGAGUCCUCACUGUACCAUGAAAACCAUGUACAAAAUUCUAACCCAGUAACGUUAGCAUUCAAUUCUUUUUGUUCCUCCUCUGUAACAUAGAAAUUAGUUCAAUUUUUGCCCCCUGAUUUUGUCUCCCACAAAAGUUGUAUAGGCUGUUAGGUUCAGAUAGAGUAAAAAGUAGACAGGUUUUUGUAGUGUAAAUGUAUUUAAAUUCCAGAAUGUAGUCUACAGAUCUGAAGUUACUAGUUUUCUUUCACUUGGUUCUUUAGUCGAAAAUGAGUUUACGAGGCAUUGUAGUCUCUCUCGUGCGUCUUUAUGUUUGUUCAUUGUGAAGAGAGCCACUGCUCCUUGUAAAUUCAAAGAAUUUUAGAGUUGAGUUCCCUCCUGAUUAUGUUUGGUGUAGACGUUAGUCUCGGCUUUGUAAGCAAGGCGCAAAUGCUGGAACUGAACUUGUUUUUCAGUACC